This is a messenger RNA of Neurospora crassa OR74A, 1846 nucleotides long. RefSeq names its product mitochondrial large ribosomal subunit YmL35. NCBI's taxonomy places the organism in Eukaryota, Fungi, Ascomycota, Sordariomycetes, Sordariales, Sordariaceae. Bases 211 to 1560 code for a protein of 449 amino acids. The record is from RefSeq and is a predicted model, not a curated record. The transcript is spliced from 2 exons.
CGAAAUUUUGGCCGCAGUUCGAGUCCGGGCAGGUGGGCUGCAGCAUGGAACGAAUUGAAGGACCAACGAACCCUCCGUCCCGUCCCUGUCCCGUCCUUGACCCCGUCCUCCCCGUCGACGAAACCUUGAGUGCAGCUCCUCUCGAUUGAGAGCGAUCCCGCACUUCCAAUACUCUCCCCUCCGGCCCGCCUGCACACAUUCCCACCCGCCAUGUCGACGUGUCAGCAGGUCGCGCGGCCACUCGUCCGCUGUCUCCGGCAAACCGGCCCCGGCGCUGCGACAUGUUCGACCCGGUCCGUCGCCGUUGCCGCCGUUAGGCCCUUCUCCUCGACCCCGAUGCGCAAAGAGGAGGGCGCCACCACCACCACCACCACCUCUCCUGUCGACUCCACCACAACACCACCACCCCUUCCUUCGGCAACCGAGGCUAAGGCGACAGUAGCAGACACAGUAGUCGGAGGUCCAGAGCUUGGGUCGCGAAGGAGAAGGGCCGCCCUGGCCACCACCGGCAACCUCCCCUUCGAGCAGCUGCCGUACCAGUGUUUCCAGGAUGCGCGCAAGAUCCUGCAGCAGGACCGCGCGGCCAAAAUCGCCCAGAUUGUCAAGGAGACGGAGAAGAUCAAGCUGAUCGAGGCGCGGGAUGCCAGCGAGUUCGAGGGCGGCGAGGCCGCCAAGCAGACACGGAUCAAGAGCUUGAGGAAGUAUAUUGAGGAGCUCAAGAUUCUGGCCGACAUCAACGACCCCGAAGUGAAGAGGCGUUUCGAGGAUGGCAGAGGUGACAUGACCAAGCCCGUCUACCGUUUCAUGGCCGAGCGCCGCUGGCGUUCCAUGGACUACAAAAUCAUUGCGCAGCGUAUCUCGCAGUUCCACGUCGUUCCCGACCUUCUGCCCGCCUUCGACCCGACCAUGGACGUCAAGCUUUCCUUCCGUGGCUACCAGGUUUCCCCGGGAGCCAUCCUCGACUCGCGCGUGACCGAGGUUGCACCCACACUUCGCAUGCAAGUCUUCGACAAGGGCGAGCGCCUCCUCACUGUCGUCGUCAUCGACUCGGACGUUCCCGACGUCACGCACGACAACUUCAAGCGUCGCUGCCACUUCCUGGCGGCCAACAUCCCAUGGGACCCGUCGAAGACGGUUCUCUCCCUGCGCAGCGUCGGCGACCGCGUCGAGGGCGACGUCGGCAAGCCCUGGCUUCCCCCCUUCGCGCAAAAGGGUUCGCCCUACCACCGCCUCAACGUCUUCGUGCUUGAGCAAAAGCCCGGUGCCAAGAUCGACGGCGAGGCCCUGAAAAAGCAUUUGGAGAACCGCGAGAAUUUCUCGCUCAAGGGCUUCCGCGAAAAAUUCGACCUCGAGCCUGUCGGCUUCAACCUGUUCCGCUCCGAGUGGGACGAGGGCACGGCCGAGGUCAUGGAGAGGCACGGCAUUCCCGGCGCUGAGGUUGAAUUCAAGCGCCAGAAGUUUGCUUCGCUCAAGCCGCCCCGCAAGGCCAGGGGUUGGGAAGCCAAGAGGCAGAAGCCCAAGUACAAGAGCUUGUGGAAGUACGUCAAGCGCAUUGCGUAAAAAGCGGGCGUCUGGGUUGGGGUGUAGUAGGUGCAUGUGCGAGCGUUGUGGUCAGCAGUAUCGUCCUCUUGUUAAAGCUGUUGUUGUAGAGAGCGGCAGUCGUCACGUUACGACGGUGGCGACGACGACUUGUGGCGUGGCAGUGGGACGGACUUUGCCGGUAGCUGAAGCUGUCCUGUCUUGUACAAUAGUUAUAUCAGACACGAGUAGAUUAAAAGGGCGUGGAAAACGCCUAAUCAAUGUACAAAUACAAGCCAUGAACCUUGAUGCCGGCGGGCAAGUAAAG